This is a messenger RNA of Erythranthe guttata (spotted monkey flower), 579 nucleotides long. Lineage: Eukaryota; Viridiplantae; Streptophyta; Magnoliopsida; Lamiales; Phrymaceae. The record is from RefSeq and is a predicted model, not a curated record.
AUGGCUCUCGUGCAAAGAUAUGGAAAACCUGAUAUAUUCUUGACCAUGACUUGCAAUCCGUCUUGGAAAGAAAUCAAAGAUAAAUUGCUUCCAAAUGAAAAACUGCAUGAUAGGCCAGUGGUAAUCGCAAGGGUUUUCAAAGCAAAGCUUGCAGAGCUCAAAGAUGAAAUUGUCAGAAAAAAGACUUUUUGUUUUUAUCCAUGCUAUAAAAGAAGAGAUGAUGGCAAGACAGUAGUUGUGCGCAAAGUCCAUUUGGAUAACAGACACAUUGUUCCUUAUUGUCCGUAUCUACUUGCAAAGUAUGAUUGUCACAUUAAUGUCGAGAAAUGUUCAAAUAUCAAGUUAGUUAAAUACUUGUACAAAUACAUCUACAAAGGACAUGAUAAGAUGGCAUAUCACGUGGUUGGCAAUGAAUCUCACGGUUCAUACGAUGAGAUUCACGCUUUCCAAGACGGACGUGCAUUUGCCAAAUCACCAACCUUUGCGCUUCGGCCUCCAUCAGUCCUUGGAGCAACUUCUGCAAAAUCCUUUAUCGUCAAAGACUAUGUUAACCGAAUUCUUUUGGAUGAAUUCCAAUGA